Messenger RNA from Rosa rugosa (rugosa rose), 777 nucleotides. Its product is annotated as disease resistance protein RPV1-like. Bases 49 to 576 code for a protein of 175 amino acids. Lineage: Eukaryota; Viridiplantae; Streptophyta; Magnoliopsida; Rosales; Rosaceae. Gene Ontology annotation, biological process: signal transduction. The transcript has 3 exons. The record is from RefSeq and is a predicted model, not a curated record.
CCUUCUUCUGCUCUUCAGGAAGAUAGCUGCAGGUUUCCAAAGGCUUUCAUGGCAACCAAAAGUACCUCCUCCUCAGUUUUUCCUUCUUCCUCUUCUUCAUAUCCACCUUGGACCUAUGAUGUCUUCCUCAGCUUCAGAGGUGAGGACACCAGUAAAAGCUUUACAGAUCAUCUAUAUUUUUCUUUGAAACGAGAAGGAAUAUCCACCUUUAGGGAUGAUGAACUUGAGAGAGGGAAACCAAUUUCAUCAGAACUCGUGCAAGCAAUACAAGAAUCAAGGUUUGCGCUUGUUAUUUUCUCAAGAAACUAUGCUUCUUCUAAGUGGUGCUUGGAUGAACUCGCAGAGAUUGUUGAGUGCAUGAAAGAGAUGGGACAGACGGUGCUUCCCAUUUUCUAUAAUGUAGAUCCAUCAAAUGUACGGAAACAAACAGGAAGCUUUGCAGAAGCCUUUGAUGCACAUGAAGAACACUUCAAGGAUAACUUAGAAAAAGUGCAAAGGUGGAGAGCUGCUUUGACUGAAGUGGCCAAUCUUUCCGGAUUUCAUCUCCAAGAUGGAUAUGUACAAGGGGACUGCUGAUACAGAAAGGGAUACUGCAAGCACAACCCCAGGGAAAUGGUGAAGGUAUGGGCUGAGAAAGAAAAGAGGAAUCUGGACAGGUAAGAUGGACAAUGAUCUUAACUUAUUUCUUGAUAAGUAGAUUAUGGCGAUAUCAUAUACAAAGAACUGCUUGGCUUUAGCUUAAACCAUAAUUACGAAGUUGGGAUCUUCCUGCUAAUU